This is a messenger RNA of Gossypium arboreum, 844 nucleotides long. Its product is annotated as norbelladine synthase-like. The record is from RefSeq and is a predicted model, not a curated record. Bases 90 to 614 code for a protein of 174 amino acids. The transcript is spliced from 2 exons. Gene Ontology annotation, cellular component: cytoplasm; nucleus. Lineage: Eukaryota; Viridiplantae; Streptophyta; Magnoliopsida; Malvales; Malvaceae. Gene Ontology annotation, molecular function: protein phosphatase inhibitor activity; abscisic acid binding; signaling receptor activity. Gene Ontology annotation, biological process: defense response; abscisic acid-activated signaling pathway.
GGUAAGUAGAUUAAUAUCAUUCAAUCGCAGAAAUAGAGAAACCAGAGAAUCAUUCCAAGGUUUAAAGCAAGCAAAGAAGCAAAAAACAAAUGUUGAAGCAAUUCUCAUUGGUUUUCUUUGUUCUGAUAGCUUGCUACGUCGGGGUUAAUGUUCGGGAAUCGAAGCAUAUUACGAAGGAGUUUGAAGUGAAUGCGCCUGCAAGUGAAGUUUGGGAACUUUGUAGGAGCCUUGGCCUCAAAAAUCUUGUUGCUCGUAAGCUUAAAAAUGUUGUCCAAAGCGUUCAGGUUUUGAAGGGUGAUGGUGGGGUAGGAACAGUGGUGAAAACAACGUUGGUUCCAGGGAUUUCAAGUUAUACAGAGAAAUUCACCGUGAUUGAUGACCAAAAGAGGGUGAAAGUGGCACAAGGCUUGGAAGGUGAUUGUCUAGCAUUUGGUUGCUCAGUUCUAAAUCUUCGAUUGGAAAUAAUAGAGAAAUCCCAGAACUCAAGCAUCAUAAAAUACACCGUUUCAUAUACUGUCAAGAAAGAAUUUCAAGCCAAGGAUCCAAAGCCUACCAUCCAAAAAUUAGAAGCUAUGAUACAAAUUUCCAAGGAAUAUCUUGAGAGAAACAAUUAAUGAUGGUUAAAUAAAGAGUAUUUAAGUAGCUAAAAGCUAUGUACUUGAUCAUAGUUCUUUAUCCUUUUAAAUAAACUGCCUCCUUUUUUUUUUGUAAAAGCAUUGUCAACAAAUGUAAACAACAUGCAUUUUGAUGGGGAGAGAAUUUAGAUUCCACCUUUAGAAAUAAUAUUAUGAGAAAAGUAACCAUAAAUACUAAAUAAAUUACUUUUUAUUGAUUUAAAAAGAAA